AUGGCCACGUCCUCGCCGGCGGCGGCGGCGGCCGCGCGGGGCGCGCUGACGGAGCAGAAGUUCUCGGAGAUGUCCCCCACGUUAUCCGAGGAGGUGGUGGAGGCACUACACCGCGGAGGCUUCCGGCGUUGCACGCCGGUGCAGGCGGCGACCAUCCCGCACCUGCUGUCACAUAAGGACGUCGCAGUCGACGCUGCCACCGGCUCCGGGAAGACCCUUGCCUUCAUUGUUCCCGUCGUCGAGAUCCUCCGCCGCCGCUCCUCCCCGCCCAAGUCCCACGAGGUUCUUGCUGUCAUCGUCUCUCCCACGAGAGAAUUAUCCUCACAGAUAUAUAAUGUGGCGCAGCCCUUCUUCGCGACACUGAAGGGCGUGUCAUCCAUGCUCCUGGUUGGUGGGCUGGACAUCAAGGCAGAGCUCAAGAGAGUGGACGAAGAGGGUGCAAACAUAUUGGUGGGCACUCCCGGGAAGUUGUAUGAUAUUAUGCAGCGAGAAGAUGCUCUAGAUUUUAAGAAUCUUGAGAUUUUGAUUCUGGAUGAGGCUGAUAGGCUCUUAGACAUGGGAUUCCAGAAACAGGUUAAUUUCAUACUUUCAAAGUUGCCGAAGCUUAGGAGGACUGGGUUGUUCUCAGCUACCCAGACAAAAGCUGUUGCGGAACUUUCCAAAGCAGGGUUGAGGAAUCCUAUGAGGGUUGAGGUUAAGACAGAAGCAAAGCCGACAAGCAAAGAUGCCGGUCAGCAAGAGCUUGGUCCAUCCAAAACACCAUUGGGGCUUCGGUUGGAGUAUAUGAUAUGUGAAGCAUCAAAGAAGUCGUCUCAGCUUGUUGAUUUCCUUGUUCAGAAUAAUGGAAAGAAAAUAAUGGUAUAUUUUGCAACAUGUGCUUGUGUAGAUUACUGGGCUGUGGUUCUUCCACUGCUUAACUCACUAAAAGGUUCUCCAAUAAUUGCCUACCAUGGGAAGAUGAAACAGGGGCCUCGAGAGAAAGCUUUGGCAUCAUUUUCUGCUCUUUCAAAUGGUAUUCUAGUCUGCACUGAUGUUGCAGCAAGGGGCCUUGACAUACCAAGUGUUGAUCUGAUUGUGCAGUAUGAUCCACCUCAAGAUCCCAACGUUUUCAUACAUAGAGCUGGUCGAACUGCACGUUAUGAUCAGGAAGGAGAUGCUAUUGUAUUUCUCUUACCAAAGGAGGAUGCUUAUGUUGAGUUCUUGAAGCUUCGAGGUGUUCCUCUCACAGAAAGGGAGUGUCCCUCAAACACUGAAGAUGUUGUACCACAGAUUAGAAGCGCUGCACUCGAAGAUCGCAAUGUCAUGGAAAAAGGACUUAGAGCAUUUGUUUCAUUCGUUCGAGCAUACAAGGAGCACCACUGCUCUUACAUUUUCAGAUGGAAAGAUCUUGAGAUUGGAAAGCUAGCUAUGGAGUAUGGUUUACUCCAGAUCCCAUCCAUGCCAGAAGUGAAGCAUCAUUCUCUUUCAUUGGAGGGAUUUAUUCCUGUAGACGAUGUUGAUGUUACACAAAUCAAGUACAAGGAUAAAGCUCGAGAAAAGCAACGCAAGAAGGCAUUGAAAAGGAAAGCAGAAGAGGAAGCUCAGAACCCAAAGCCAGAGAAGAAGAGAGCUCGGGAGAAGCCCGAGAAACCAAAGCGAAAGAAGACAGGCAAGCAGCGGCAAUCGGUCCAAACCAAGGAGGACCUGGAUGAGCUGGCGCAUGAGUACAGGCUCUUAAAGAAGCUGAAGCGUGGAGACAUCGAUGAAGACGAGUACGAGAAGCUCACCGGGUUCGGAGACUCUGAUGGUGAAGCCUCAGAUGGGGACGCGAGUGACUUGGACGAGAAGGAGAGGGGCAACAAGGCACAAAAGAAACUCAAGCAGAGAGGGAAGGGUAGAGGAGGGGCUAGGAAGUUUGAAGGGAAGAGUAAAAUGAGGAGCAAAAGGAGAUAGGAAUGCAUACAAUGUUGUUAGGAAAACCAUUUUUUUUCCGGUAAUCUUGAUUAAAUCUUUCCACUUUCCUGAGAAUGUUUGCGCAGGUAGUAUGCAUGUUCCGCGACGGACAGAUCGUGCUAACUGAUGGUUGGAGGGUGGGAAUCGUUGGGAGAUUGGAGGGAGCCCCUGCUGGGAAAUUUUUAUCUG
Panicum hallii is the source of this 2121-nucleotide messenger RNA. RefSeq names its product DEAD-box ATP-dependent RNA helicase 18. Gene Ontology annotation, molecular function: ATP binding; nucleic acid binding. The coding region runs from base 1 to 1932 and encodes 643 amino acids. The transcript is spliced from 10 exons. NCBI's taxonomy places the organism in Eukaryota, Viridiplantae, Streptophyta, Magnoliopsida, Poales, Poaceae. The record is from RefSeq and is a predicted model, not a curated record. Gene Ontology annotation, cellular component: nucleolus.